UGCGUUUUUUUGCAAAGGCAACUAGCUGCCGCUAGCGUGAAAGCCAAGCAGUCUCUGUCUACGACCCUGUUAGACCCACUGACUGCAUGCAAAUGAAUCGUAUGCUAAUGUAUUGGGGGUUGGGUUUAAUCGGUGCGCUGUAGGGACUGUACUGCGAGCGGUGUGGUUGCCAGUGUGUUAGUCUUGCCGGGUAGACGGGACACGCGUGUGUAUUUCAGCGUGUUUGAGAUUGCGUAGCGGAGAGGCUGUGGCGUAAACCUGGAACGAGAAACCGCUGAUGACAGACCGAAAUAAAUACAAGGGGACUGUUAAACUGACGGAAUGUUAAAUAUCUAACCCGGCUACGUCAAAGCAUUCAUUAAAAAAGGACAAGAAACACGAAGCACCCCUGUGAUCAAUCGCUGGAAUGAAACGGUACAUCUAACGAAUCGCACCGGACUGGAGAAUCUGCGGGGAUACAGGACGGACACAAGAACGGGCAACAGCAACACCAGAUUUAGAUUUGGAAUUCUAAUUCGGCGUGGAUUUAAUUAGAAAAUAUAUUUAGCUCAAACAAGCACUCAACCACAUUUUGACACCAAACACAACAACGUCUUGGUACUUAGAACCAUGUGAAGACCCUUGAAUCAAGACCAGGAAAAGAUUUGUGGAGACUUGUAGAAAGUUUCUUUCUUUUUUCUCCCCCCCCCCCCCCCCCCCCCCUCCAUCAUGGAAACCACGAAGGAUUUCCACAGGAUUUUCCUUUGCCCCUCAGUACAGGGGUUCUGGUCACUGGUGGUCAGCCUUCUCCUCUUGAUUGUACUGUCCCCCAAAUAUUCUUGUAGCCAGCCCAUCAGCACCUUCCACACAAAGAACCGGGACUGGACAUUCAACCACUUGACCGUUCACCAGAAGACUGGGACGCUAUACAUUGGUGGUGUCAACUGGGUCUAUAAGCUGUCUGGCAACCUAACCCUUCUGGUGUCCCACAAUACAGGGCCAGAGGAUGACAACAAAUCGUGCUACCCUCCCCUGAUUGUCCAGCCCUGCACCGAACCCCUGACGCUCACCAACAAUGUCAACAAGCUGCUUCUCAUUGACUACUCCCAGAACCGCCUCCUAGCCUGUGGAAGCCUCUACCAGGGAGUCUGCAAACUCCUGCGCUUGGAUGACCUCUUCAUCCUGACGGAGCUCUCCCACAAGAAGGAGCACUACUUGUCAAGCGUCAACCAGACGGGCACCAUGUACGGAGUGAUUGUGCCCUCGCAUGGUGAGGACGGCACGCUCUUUAUCGGCACAGCAGUGGACGGCAAGCAGGACUACUUCCCAACCAUCUCCAGCCGCAAACUGCCCAAGGAUUACGAGUCCUCGGACAUGCUGGACUAUGAGCUGCACAGCGACUUCUUGUCCUCGCUCAUCAAGAUCCCGUCAGACACCCUGGCCCUGGUCUCCAACUUUGACAUCUUCUACAUCUACGGCUUUGCCAGUGGCAACUUUGUCUAUUUCCUCACGGUCCAGCCGGAGACCCCCGAGGGCGUCUCCUCUGGAGCCUCCGCCAGCGAUCUCUUCUACACCUCGCGCAUUGUGAGGCUCUGCAAGGACGACAACAAGUUCCACUCCUACGUGUCUCUGCCGGUGGGCUGCGUGAGAAACGGCGUGGAGUACCGCCUGCUGCAGGCCGCCUACCUCUCCAAGCCUGGCGAGCUCCUGGCUGCCUCCCUCAACAUCUCGGCUGAGGAUGAUGUUCUGUUCACAGUCUUCUCCAAAGGUCAGAAGCAGUACCACCAUCCCCCGGACGACUCUGCCCUCUGCGUCUUCUCCAUCAAGAACAUCAACGCCCGCAUCAAGGAGCGCCUGCAGUCAUGCUAUCAGGGGGAGGGACACCUGGAACUCAACUGGCUGCUGGGGAAGGCGGUCCAGUGCACCAAGGCGCCAGUGCCGAUCGAUGACAAUUUCUGUGGCUUGGAUAUCAACCAGCCACUGGGGGGCUCCCAGCUGGUGGAAGGAAUCCCCCUGCUCACGGAGUCCCGGGACCGCAUGACCGCGGUGGCCACGUACGUGUACAGCGGAUACUGUGUGGCCUUCGUGGGCACCAAGAGCGGCAAGCUCAAGAAGGUUAGAGUGGACGGCCCCCCGUACGGUGGGGUUCAGUACGAGACCAUCUCCGUCAUCAAGGAUGGGAGCCCCAUUCUCCGUGAUAUUGGCUUCUCCAUAGACCAGAACUACAUCUACGUGCUGUCAGAGAGACAGGUGUCCCGGGUUCCGAUCGAGUCGUGUGAGCAGUACACCGGGUGUGGGGAGUGCUUGAGCUCGGGGGACCCCCACUGCGGCUGGUGUGUGCUGCACAACAUGUGUUCUCGGAAGGACAGGUGCGAGCAAGCGGAGGAGCCGUUCCGAUUCGCCAGCACCAUCAGCCAGUGCGUGAGCGUCACCGUGCAGCCAGAAAGCAUCUCCGUCUCCGAGCACAGCGUGACGCUGACUGUGAUGGUGAGUGAUGUUCCAGAUCUCUCUCCCGGAGUGACCUGCGCAUUCGGGAACUUAACGGAGGUGCAGGGCCAAGUGUCUGGGAAUCAAAUCCUCUGUCUUUCACCAUCGCCGAAAGACGUGCCGCUGAUACCAACCGAACAAGACUGGGUUGGAGUUGAACUCCGGUUGAAUUCCAAGGAGACGGGAGAGAUGUUCGCCAGCACCGAGUUCAAAUUCUACAACUGCAGCGUCCACACACUGUGCCUGUCCUGUGUGAACAGUGCCUUCCACUGCCACUGGUGUAAAUACCGCAACCUGUGCACCCACGACCCCACCAGCUGCUCCUUCCAGGAGGGCAGAGUUAAUGCCUCGGAGGACUGCCCACAACUGGUGUCUUUAGAGCAGAUCCUGAUCCCGGUGGGCGAGGUGAAGCCCAUCACACUGAAGGCACGGAACCUGCCCCAGCCGCAGUCCGGCCAGCGGGGCUACGAGUGUGUGCUGGACAUACAGGGGACCAGUCACCGCGUCCCUGCACUGCGCUUCAACAGCUCCAGCGUGCAGUGCCAGAACAGCUCGUACACUUAUGAGGGGAUGGACAUCAGUGACCUGGCGGUGGAUUUCUCUGUGGUGUGGAAUGGAAAUUUCAUCAUUGACAAUCCAGAGACUAUUAAAGUGCACCUGUACAAGUGUGCAGCUCAGCGGGAGAGCUGUGGACUGUGCCUGAAAGCUGAGAGGAAGUUCGAGUGUGGCUGGUGCAGUGGGGAGGGACGGUGUACCUUGCGCCAACACUGCACACCACUUGCCAACCAGUGGCUGGACCUGUCCAGCAAGAACGUCAGGUGUACGAACCCACGGAUCACAGAGGUGACCCCGGUGGCCGGUCCUCCCGAAGGAGGGACACGUGUCACGAUCCACGGAGUCAACCUGGGCCUGGACUUCUCCGAGAUCAUCCACAACGUGCAGGUGGCCGGCGUGCGGUGCAGCCCCCUACAGGACGGAUACAUCAUUGCAGAACAGAUCGUGUGUGAGAUGGAGCCGGCCCGGCCACAGAUGCCACCCGGACCAGUUGAGUUUUGCAUUGGGGAGUGCAAACCAGAACUGAAGACCAAAUCCACGCAGCUCUAUACGUUCGUGGAACCAACUGUGGAAGCCUUGUCUCCCAGUCGGGGACCGGAGUCUGGGGGGACGAAGGUGACCAUAAUGGGGCAAAACCUGGGAGCUGGGAGCAGCGUGUCUGUCUUCUUCGGAAAUCAGACAUGCGAGUUCUACGGGCGCACUAUGACAGAGAUCGUCUGCUACUCCGCGCCCUCGCCCACUGGAGUUGGCCUGGCCCGGAUCAGAGUCAGUGUGGAUCGUGCCCAGGUGGAGGAAAGCCUGCAGUUCGAGUACAUCGAGGACCCCACCGUGCAGCGAAUCGAACCCGAGUGGAGCAUCGCCAGCGGCCACACUCCCCUGACUAUCACAGGGACUAACCUGGAUGUGAUUCAGGAGCCCCGGAUCAGAGUGAAAUACAACGGCCACGAGUCUGACAAUGUAUGUAAAGUGCUGAACGCGACCACCAUGUCAUGCCUGGCCCCGCCCCUCACCCUGGAGUACCGGCCCGGGUUGGAUGCAGUGGAGCGUGCGGACGAGUUCGGCUUCAUCUUCAACAACGUGCAGUCCCUGCUGCUCUACAACAACACCAACUUCAUCUACUACCCCAACCCCACCUUUGAGCCUCUCAGCACCUCGGGCAUCCUGGAGCAGAAACCGGGCUCCCCCAUCAUCCUCAAGGGACGGAACCUGCUGCCCCCGGCCUCUGGAGGCGCCAAGCUGAACUACACUGUGCUGAUCGGAGAGACGCCCUGCUCCGUCACCAUCUCGGAGACACAGCUGUUGUGCGAGCCUCCCAACCUCACCGGGCAGCACAAAGUCAUGGUCCACGUGGGUGGUCUCAGGUUCUCUCCCGGCUCGGUCCACGUGCUCUCGGACAGCCUGCUGACCCUCCCCGCCAUUGUGAGCAUCGCGGCCGGCGGCGGCCUGCUCCUCAUCAUCGUCAUCAUCGUCCUCAUCGCCUACAAGCGCAAGUCCCGCGAGAACGACCUCACACUGAAGCGGCUGCAGAUGCAGAUGGACAACCUGGAGUCCCGCGUGGCCUUGGAGUGCAAGGAAGCCUUUGCAGAGCUGCAGACAGACAUCAACGAGCUGACCAGUGACCUGGACCGAGCCGGCAUCCCGCACCUGGAGUAUCGCACCUACGCCAUGAGGGUUCUCUUCCCAGGCAUUGAAGACCACCCGGUGCUGCGCGAGCUCGAGGUCCCAGGUAACGGUCAGAUGAGUGUGGAGAAAGCCCUCAAGAUGUUCGGCCAGCUCAUCAACAACAAGGUCUUCCUGCUGACCUUCAUCCGCACCCUGGAGCUGCAGCGGAGCUUCUCCAUGCGCGACCGCGGCAACGUGGCGUCCCUCAUCAUGACCGCGCUGCAGGGCAAGCUGGAGUACGCCACGGACGUGCUCAAGCACCUGCUGAGCGACCUCAUCGACAAGAACCUGGAGAGCAAGAACCAUCCCAAGCUGCUGCUGCGCAGAACCGAGUCGGUGGCUGAGAAGAUGCUGACCAACUGGUUUGCCUUCCUGCUCCACAAAUUCCUGAAGGAGUGUGCCGGGGAGCCUCUCUUCAUGCUCUACUGUGCCAUCAAGCAACAGAUGGAGAAGGGACCCAUCGACGCCAUCACUGGAGAGGCACGCUACUCCCUGAGCGAGGACAAGCUCAUCCGCCAGCAGAUUGAGUACAAGACUCUGAUCCUGAACUGCGUGAAUCCCGACAACGAGAACAGCCCGGAGAUCCCCGUCAAGGUGCUGAACUGCGACACCAUCACACAGGUGAAAGAGAAGAUCCUGGACACAGUUUACAAGAACGUGCCGUAUUUCCAACGCCCGCGGGCUGUCGACAUGGACCUUGAGUGGCGUCAGGGGCGGAUGGCGCGAGUGGUCCUACAGGAUGAAGACAUCACCACCAAGAUUGAGAACGACUGGAAAAGGCUCAACACCCUAAUGCACUACCAGGUGUCAGACCGCUGUGUGGUGGCUCUGGUCCCCAAGCAGACCUCGUCCUACAAUAUCCCACCUUCCGCCAGCAUCUCCCGCACCUCCAUCAGCAGAUACGACUCCACAUUCCGUUACACGGGCAGUCCGGACAGCCUGCGCUCGCGAGCCCCCAUGAUCACCCCCGACCUGGAGAGCGGGGUCAAGGUGUGGCACCUCGUCAAGAACCACGAGCACGGAGACCAGAAGGAGGGCGACCGCGGCAGCAAGAUGGUGUCUGAGAUCUACCUGACCCGUCUGCUUGCCACCAAGGGUACGCUGCAGAAGUUUGUGGACGAUCUGUUUGAGACGCUGUUCAGCACGGUGCACAGAGGGAGCGCUCUCCCUCUGGCAAUCAAGUACAUGUUUGACUUCCUGGACGAGCAGGCAGAUAAACACGGGAUCCACGACACAGACGUGCGGCACACGUGGAAAAGCAACUGUUUGCCCCUGAGAUUCUGGGUGAACGUGAUCAAGAACCCGCAGUUCGUGUUUGACAUCCACAAGAGCAGCAUCACGGACGCCUGCCUGUCGGUCGUGGCCCAGACCUUCAUGGACUCGUGUUCCACGUCGGAGCACCGCCUGGGCAAGGACUCCCCGUCCAACAAGCUGCUGUACGCCAAGGAUAUCCCCAACUACAAGGGCUGGGUGGAGAGGUACUACGCAGACAUCGCGAGGCUCCCUGCAAUCAGUGACCAAGACAUGAACGCCUACCUGGCGGAGCAGGCGCGCCUGCACUCCACCGACUUCAACAUGCUGAGUGCACUCAACGAGAUCUACUCCUACGUCAGCAAAUACAGCGAGGAGAUAACCUCAGCGCUGGAGCAGGAUGAGCAAGCGCGCAGACAGCGGCUGGCAUACAAAGUGGAGCAGCUCAUCGGAGCCAUGUCUGUACAGAGCUGAGGACAGGAGGAGGUGUCUUCUGAACCCAAUCAAACUAGUAAAGUCAUGGGACACACUGCUGGAAGGGCCCAACACACACACACACACACACACAUCUGAAUAGUAACACUAGUCAUCAAUGUGGCUAUGUCAGUAUGGUGACUUCUUCCUGCAGUGUGAAUGGCUUCCUUUCUUCCAGUGAUGUAUCUCGUUCCAUUGACAAUUCCAGAGCCAGGGAUGGACCUUUUGAAACUGCAGAGUAAAAUGAAACCUAAAGCAGAAAAAUCUGGAAGGGACCAGGACUGUUUCACCAGCCUGCUUUGCAUGGGAAUCAAGAGCUCUGUAUCUUGAAGCUGGGGGUGUGCUUUUAGUUCCCAUUUAUUUUUAUAUAUUCAUAGGUUUUUAUUUUUAUUUUAUUUUUAAAUUCUGGAUUCAGCUUAUUAUUUUUGUAUUUUAUCUCCUCAGAGUGGGUUAACAUGCGUGACAAUUUUUUUUUUUUUUUAAACUAACUGAAAAAUGACUGGCACUGUACGUGGAUUGCUCUUAGAUGUGUCUUUUGAGCUGCUGGCACAAAUUUGCACUUAAAAACUUCCCUUACCCAAGAAAAAAAUAUAAAUAAAUAAAACAACAACAUCCAAGAGCUGAGAUUGGAUGAAAUCCGAAGACUUGCCUUCGGGACGGAUGGAUGUGCUGAGUUGAGAGUCUUAAAAGACGUGUGUUCAAAGUCCCCCAAAGGCUUUCGAGCGCAAACCUCAUGUGAUGGAAGGAAAACGGACAAGUGUUGCAUAGCAUGGGAAUGCAUCAGCAAGGACCCUGGGGCUACAAACUGCCUCUUUAAAGACUUGCUACUAGAAGAAAUGUAAUUACAAGUUUUGUUUUUUGUUCUCAGUUUGCAUUUGUGUAUAAAUCCAGUAUGUGUAUAUAAAACUCUUCCACAAGGAUUCUGAAGGAGAGUCAUAACAGUCUUAGUUCAGUGGAUAUGAAUGGCUAUCGUUGCAACCUUUAUGGCCCAUCACCAAAGCCUGUUUCAACAAGCCUCUUAAAGCUUGUCUUUUCAAUUCCCUCCACUUGGCCAAAAUACUCUCCUUGCUGUACUUGAGCACAAUGAACUCAAAUACAGCACAGUGUAGAUCUGUUCUGAGAUUGUGUACACCGCUUACCUCCUCCUGGUGAAUGUCAACACUUGUGAGCUGUCAAAGCGUUCCAAAUCCGCUCUGCUUACCUUGAAAUGCCAGGAUCUCUGCUAACUUCGGACAGGGCAUGUUUGGUUUCACUCAAUCUGACCAAGAAGGGAUUGACAAAGAGGAAUCAUUUUGAAACCCUGUUUACAUUGAAGUUUGCAGAUGAGUUAGACCAGCGUGUAUAUGUGUAUCACAGCCAUGUGAGGAUCACAUCAAUCCUCACAGCCACCUAGACCUGAGGCUGUAGGGCUGGUACAAAGCAUGCAAACAAAUGCUGCUGACAUGAAGUAUUCAGCUACAGUUUAAAUUAAGAGCCAGGGAAGGAAGUGAACAAGCAGAAUACAGAAUGUGCCAAUAAGCAACAGAUGAGUAUUGUGUAGCAGCGCUCUUGUAUACCGAUUUUGUACGGUUUCAUAUACAGUAGAAUAGUCGGAAAAUCUUAACCCUUACCCCAAACUCAGCAUGGAGAACCCCUUACCGUGCAAUAGUUUAGUCAGCAGGAGAGCGUUGCCUUCUGCUCCGUUUGUGCCAAAGGGCCACGUUCACAAAGCAUUAGCAAGGGUGGGAAAUGCAGCUCUGUGUUUACAGCAAACGCUUUAUGAACAUUGGACACGUUUCAAAUCGCAAAGGGACAUUAUAGGGAAGCGGGAAUGUGAACAGACAAGAAAGGGCGGAGCUUGGCACCUGUCUUGCCAGGGUGUGGCUGACUGUAAAUCCACCAGUAAGGAAUUGAAGUACAGGAGUGACAUUUGUAACCGUGCACGUUAAGGCAAGGGUUUCCCAAACCGAGGGUAAUGUUACACGUGCCAGGGGAGGAGCCAUUUAAUUACAUGAGCGACGCAUUAGAGUGUUGCAUUACAACAAACACUACUUUGACGUCACCUCUAGCAUAGACAUAUAUAGUCUUCAUACAGUUACCAUUGUACAUCAAAAUGGGAGUGAUUGUAACAAUCAAUACCCCUAAUUACAGUUUGGGAACCACCCCUGUGUUCAGAGAGGCAGUCAAUGAGAAAUCUGAAAGGAUAAAAAAAAAAUUAGCAAGCUGUACCUUUUAUGCAGUGUUCAAAAAAGGCAUUCACAUGCACAUUGUUCUUAAGUCCCCAAAGAUCCAAAGAUCUCUUGCGACAGACUUAAUAUUUCAUUAAGCAUGUCAGAUGGCUCUGUUAAUUCCUGCUGUAUUAUUCAUAAUGUGUUGCACAGAGGCAACAGGUAAUUAGAAGUGCUAGCAUGCUGCAGCCCGGUCAGGGGAAUUGAGUUUGCCACAGUGUUCAUUCCUCGCAGUGCAGUGUUUGCAUCAAAAGAUACUUGAAAUAAGCAGGUUUUAAGUUAUUUAGUGAAGCGUAUUUAAUAAUGACAGCGUUAGACUAGAAGAAUGGUAAGGAAAAGGAGGCAGUUUCACUUCUCUGCAAGCCAAGGUCAGUCCUGUCUGGUGCACCAGCUGAGUUUAAAUCCCACUUGGAGAGGCGUGAUUUCUAUGUUACGAGCGAGAUGAGCAACAGUAAAAAAAAAAAUAAAAAUAAGAGAAAUCUUCUUCAGGACUGUGGGACUCGCUGGUUGAUAAGGUCCACUUCUUAUUCAUUCAAAAUAAGUAGAUAUGGAUUUGUACCUGCAGGCACAGCACUCCCCAGCUUGUCACACUUGUUUUGAAGAGUGUUUGAAAAAGCCCUUUAGCUUUGGUUUCCUGCUAUUGCUUUGAUGCACGUCUUUGAUCUCGGAAUCAUGUGCGCACCAUGUGAUCAAGAGAUGUGGACUUCAAAAGGUCCCGAGACAUAGGCAGCGGUGCUUGACAUCUGAUUAGUCUGUACAGCAGCUGGAGAGCUCCAGUUUCAAUCCUCUCUCAUCUUAAACCAAGCCCCUGGUUUUGAAAAGCACAUAGAAAAAUCACCAGAUUGGUCGGGGACAAUGCUCUUGGAUUUCCUCCAGGCUAAGGACCCAGAAACCUUGAAGUCUUUAUCCUCUCACAUCAGGGGUAAGCAGCUUGGGUAUAAAACAGCAGUCACCUGUCGUAAUGAGCGGCAGUGUUCUGACUGCAGUGCAGGACCUGCUGUUUGCCACACUUUCUUGGUAUUGCCAGCUUGUCAUUGUAAAUGAGAAUGUGUACUCAGUUGACUCAUCUGGAUAAAUAAAAGGCUUUGAUUGAUUGAAUUCAGUAAAACUCAAAAGUAAAUUUAAUACCUGGUCCAUAAUAACCUUGCGGUACCUGGAGCCUGUCGUGGCGGGCCUGUGUUACUGUAAUUUUUGAGGUACUCUACUGUACUACACAUUUCCACCAGAUUUUGAUGCCUAGUAACUUAGUGAACUAAAAUAAUUAUUAUUGUAUUGCUGAUGGACCCAAAAACAUCCCUAACUCUUCAGGUUCUGUUCAUCGACUGUUACUGGAGCGCUCAUAGGCUUAAACAGAUGGAUUGUUGAUGCCAGCUAUCUACCUGUUUUUUUUCAAACUUCUAUACUAACUUUACAACGAAUUCUGGUGACUGGUUUCUUUGUUUUUUGCUGUAACUGAGCCAGGCAGGUUCUUAGAGCAAACUGCAGCUGAUGUUUUAUAAUGCAGUUAUAAUCUGAAGGUCUGCACCCAGGGGUGAGGGGGGUAGUGCUAAGCAGUAGCUUGUGACUUCGUCACUGUUUUACACAGUUGCUGCUUGUACCUCUAUCAUACUGAUAAGAUCAUUCGGGCCAAACUGACCAUUAUUGAGUGACCAAAUCCUAUUAAGUCAUCCAGCAGAUUUAUUUUUGGGCUUGCAUUAUGAAAUCAGUGAGUUCAGUGACUGAUCACUGAGUUUCUGGUAAAGGGGUUUGUGUAUUGGGGGUGGGGGGGGUGCAUGUGGAGCAUGCAAGUCAGCAAUUUAAAAUAUUGUUUGGUCUAGGUUUUUUUUUAUUUAAGACAUAGCAGAUAGUGUAAUAAAUCAUUAACCGCAGCUGUAGCCAGAGAGAGAGAGAAUCUGUGCAGUGUGUUUUGUAGAUAGAGCCCUACUGUACGCAGGCUUUGUGUAUUCCAGCCGCCUGCCUUUGUGGAGUUGAUACGCUGUCUGAGGCAAACUUGACCCCUGACCUUUAAACCCUAAAACUUUAAAGGGAAUUCAUCUUCAUUUAACGAAAUAACGCACUUCUGUCAAAUCGAAGUUAACAUGACUAUACACUGUGGCAGGAUGACACAAGACGAAACAGCAAAAAAAAAAAAACACUUAAAUUAAGUCUAGAAGGGAAUUGAAUUUAGAGUGGACAUUUCAGGCUUUUCCCACUGAAGGGGAAUAUAUAUUGGUGUCGGACCUGCUUGGUCAUCUCCACUAAAAUCAUUCUGCACUAAAAGGACCAACACAAUAAGCCUGAAUGCGCUGCGGUCCUACAGAGCAGAUUCGAUUAGAAAAGUUUGACAUAAUCAAAAAUCUGUGUGUUUUAUGCACUUUCAGAAUGUUAUUGGUUGAAGUCAGCAGCCCAGUUUUGUGUCAUGUUGCUGCAGAACGGCAUUAAAAAAAAUACACAAGCUUAGAGCUUAUCACUUGCAAGCCCAAGCCAUGUGACUCUUGCCUUUUCUCCCUGUCCUACCUGUUCAUUGGUUCAUUUGUAGACACUGGAGUUCUGUAUUCUAGCAAAUAAAAUAAUAUACAAUGGCUGUCUGUUAUUAUUGUUGUUUUAUAAAAGGUGUUGUGAAAAUUGUAAGAAAGUCAAAAGUAUUUAAAAAAAGAAAAAAUCAGUUCUGAAAAAAGUUGUCUUUGUUUUGUUUUUUGUUAAUGAUAAUAUAUGACGGUGUACCUGUUGUAAAUAUGAAGCACUGCUAUUUUGCAAGCCAAGGAUUCACUUUGUACUGUUGUUAUAUAUAAUUAAACUUUACUGGUUAAAAAUGUG
This is a messenger RNA of Polyodon spathula (Mississippi paddlefish), 11411 nucleotides long. RefSeq names its product plexin-A2-like. NCBI's taxonomy places the organism in Eukaryota, Metazoa, Chordata, Actinopteri, Acipenseriformes, Polyodontidae. Gene Ontology annotation, cellular component: semaphorin receptor complex. The transcript is spliced from 32 exons. Gene Ontology annotation, biological process: negative regulation of cell adhesion; positive regulation of axonogenesis; regulation of GTPase activity. The record is from RefSeq and is a predicted model, not a curated record. The coding region runs from base 709 to 6408 and encodes 1899 amino acids. Gene Ontology annotation, molecular function: semaphorin receptor activity; protein binding.